Messenger RNA from Colletotrichum orchidophilum, 1362 nucleotides. RefSeq names its product nucleotide sugar dehydrogenase. The transcript has a single exon. Lineage: Eukaryota; Fungi; Ascomycota; Sordariomycetes; Glomerellales; Glomerellaceae. Gene Ontology annotation, biological process: polysaccharide biosynthetic process. Gene Ontology annotation, molecular function: NAD binding; oxidoreductase activity, acting on the CH-OH group of donors, NAD or NADP as acceptor; oxidoreductase activity, acting on the CH-CH group of donors, NAD or NADP as acceptor. The record is from RefSeq and is a predicted model, not a curated record. The coding region runs from base 1 to 1362 and encodes 453 amino acids.
AUGGAUACCCAGAUGCUCACUCCCGAUACCCCGGAGCAGUCUCCGGCCUACCACACCGGUUAUCCUUUUAACACCACGGAGAGCAAGUCCGAAAGAUGGGAUUUUCCUCAUCAUGGUUACUACCCUAUCACGCCUCCCACGGAGGAGUGCGAGUCGGAUGAGGAGCUCGCAACUGUUGCAAGCUCCAUUGACCUCGAGGCGGAACCUUUGGUGGCCGUCAUCGGCGUCGGAUAUGUUGGAGAGCACCUUGUUGGCAACUUUGCUCGCAAGUUCAACGUUCUCGGUUUCGAUGUUUCUGAGGCACGCGUUCAGAGUCUUGGCCAGGAAUUCGGCCCAGACAGCAAGGCCAGGUUCACUUGCAAACCUAGCGAUAUGGCGGCUGCCACCCACUUCCUCAUCUCAGUCCCAACGCUGUUGCGCCCAGACCGGACUAUUGAUUCCUCCUUCUUGAGAUCUGCUCUCAAGAACGUCGCCACAUAUGCUCGUCCCGGUUCAGUGGUUGUCGUCGAAUCAUCCGUCGCAGUCGGCAUGACGAGAGAACUCCUUGGCCCCCUGGCGAAGGAGCGUCAUCUCUUCGCCGGCAUGUCCCCCGAGCGAGUUGACCCUGGCCGAGUUGAGCCACCCGCAUUCGCCAUUCCCAAGAUCAUUUCCGGCUUGGACGACAUGGUUCCAGGCUCUCUCAAUGCCAUUGUUCGCCUGUACUCGCAGGUGUUUGACCAUGUCGUCCCUGUAUCUCGGCCUGAAGUCGCUGAGAUGACCAAGUUGUACGAGAAUUGCCAGCGUAUGAUGUGCAUUGCGUUUGCAAACGAGAUGGCCGAUGCUUGUUUGGGCCACGGCGUUGACCCGUACGAGGUGUCCGGUGCGGCGGCGACCAAGCCCUUCGGAUACAUGCCAUUUAUGCCCAGUCUCGGUGUCGGUGGUCACUGCAUUCCAGUCAACCCGUACUACCUUCUUUCAAACAGCCACUUUCCUCUCCUGCAACAUGCAACGGAGAAGAUGCGCGCUCGCCCCAUGGCGAUUGCUCAGCGUGCGGUCGACACUCUGUGCGCCGAGAAGCUCAGACCCAGCGUCCUCGUCGUGGGUAUGGGCUUCAAAAAGGGCCAAUCGCACUUGGCCAACUCUCCAGGUCUCGAGCUUGCAAAGAGCCUCGUGCUGACGGAGAAGGUUGGUGUCUGCUGGGUCGAUCCGCUCGUCAAGCAGGAGUCCGUACCGCAGAUUUCGCGCCUGGAUGUCGAGGACUGGAACGCCAAGUCGCUAGAGCAGCGCUUCGACAUGAUCAUUGUCGCUUUCAGGCAAACAGGGCUCGACUUUGGCGUUCUGGACCAGCUCGAGAAGACUCGUGUUGAGAUGUGGUGCAACUAA